CCAAAGGGAGCAAAAGAGGAUCAAAAGCCAAUCCACCUUAAUGCCACUUCUUUAGGGCAACAACAACAAAAACAACAACAAAUGGCUGAGGAAGGAUCUGAGAGCUCAGUGGCUACAUCUUCUUCCACACCAAGCUGGUGGGAACUCCAAGCGAAUCCUCUCUCUUCAUGGGCCAACAUGAACCCAUGGCACCACCCAAACCACAAAUCCAACUCUUGUGAAGAGGACAUGUCAAUCUCUAACUCAUUCACCAAUGCCUCCAACCACUCCGGCCUAAGCAUCGACGACUCAUCCCGUGAGCUUGUCGAGUCGGCCUCAGCUGUAACCGAGUUGUCUGGAGAGCCCACGUCGGAGAGCCAUCUAUGGAGGCAGGUUUUAUUAAGUGUUGGAACGGGCGGAGACUUAAACAAUGGUCAUGACGAUGGAGAGAACUUCCUCAAAGCGCUGUCAUCCAAGAACCUAACGAUGGAUCUGUUCGAGCCCGACUUAAAGAAAUUUGACAACUGCUGGGAAUUCACAAACCCCGCAUCAUUUAACAGCAUGGAGAAACAGUUGAACGGCUAUGAUGGGAGCUUGAUUGAACACGAGAGACUAACCCAUUUGUCAGAUUUGGUCAGCAACUGGUCGAUUGCACCGCCUGAUCCACAGCUUGACCGCCAGAUUGCACCAGCAACGUGCAAUAUCUCUCUGAAUUCUUCAAUGGAUCUUUACUUGGAGUCCAGUUCCAGUCUCCCCCAACUGAAGCAAGAACCACAAAAUCCAUCGUUGUAUUUGAGUAAUGGAGGAUUAGGAAAUAGGAAUUCAGGUUACAUGCCAUGUUAUGGCCAUGAUGUGAAAGUGGAGAGUCAGCACCAUGGCAUGGAAGCUUCUGAGGGUGCAUUCCUGAGGCCCUUUAAUGGUAAUGGAACUGGAUACCAGAUGGGUCAUGCCAAUUCAGUUGUAGGAGAUAACAGCAAGUACUACUAUGGAAUGCUAGAUGUGCCAUGGUCUAAUCCAAGAGCUUUCUCAGACUACAUCUCUUUUAGUGGCUGUUUGAACAAACCAUUGGUGGAUUUUCAUGCCUCCAAGCCUUGCAUCAAAGGUUCAAAUUCACCUGAUGGUAAGAAGCAAGGGCAUGAGACUUCUUCAUCGGCAAGAGGAAAUGGGAGAGGCUCAGGAAUUUCAAGUGAAGGAAAGAAGAAGAGAUCUGAAGACAAUUCAGACACAACAGUCUUCAAAAAGCCUAAGAACGAAAACUCUACAGUCUCAUCAUUGAAGAUACAGGCUCCUAAAGUCAAGUUAGGAGAUAGGAUCACCGCCCUACAACAAAUUGUGUCACCAUUUGGAAAGACUGAUACUGCAUCGGUGCUCCUGGAAGCAAUUGGAUACAUCAAGUUCCUACAAGAGCAAGUGCAGCUCCUCAGCAACCCAUACAUGAAGGCGAAUGCGAACAAGGAUCAUAGUCCAUGGGGAGGUCUUGAAAGAAAGGAUAAGUCGGAACCCAAGUACGAUUUGAAGAGCCGAGGGCUUUGUUUGGUUCCAAUUUCUUGCACGCCGCAAGUUUACCGUGAGAAUACCGGAUCCGAUUACUGGACGCCUACGUAUCGAGGAUGCUUGUAUAGAUGAAAGGGAAGAGAUUAAAAAGAAAGAAAGAAAAGAAAAGAAAAGAAAAACCAGGUUUUCUGUGUUUAUUUCUUCAUUUCAUGUAUCUGCCAGCUUUGGCAGAUGCAUGGUGAAAAAUAAUGUCUGUGCUAACAUGUCACGAUGGGCAGGGAAUCUCAUAAGAGACUGCUCAUUUUGGCCAUUUUACUUGAUGUUUUACUACUUAGAAAAUGGAUGGAUGCUACUUUGUAUGUAUGCAUGGUGUAUUUUUAAGUCUGUUAAUUCCGCACGUACAUAUAUCCCGGGACUUCUAUGCACCAGCACACAAGACAAGUUGGAAAUGUGUGAGAGAUCCCAGACAUCCAUCAGGUUUCCCUGCCAUCGAUGGUCCAUGUAUUUUAGCACAGUGUGACCCACUUGAUGAGUGGAUUGGCCAGGUCACGGUGGGGCCCACCUGGAUGGAUGGGAUUUCCAUUACUUAGUGCCAUCUUGGCCUGUCCUGGCCUGUAGGCGUGUCGGCAAUAAACGUGGACGUAGAUGAUAUAUAGAAAUAUGCAUUUUCUUCGGGGACUUCAUAUUGAGAACUGAUCACCUAUACAUGCAAUGGCACCAAAACUCGUGGAGCCGUACCGCAUGUUACCCGCCAAGAAGCCACUCUU
This is a messenger RNA of Magnolia sinica, 2240 nucleotides long. Its product is annotated as transcription factor bHLH111. Lineage: Eukaryota; Viridiplantae; Streptophyta; Magnoliopsida; Magnoliales; Magnoliaceae. The transcript has 7 exons. The record is from RefSeq and is a predicted model, not a curated record. Bases 82 to 1605 code for a protein of 507 amino acids. Gene Ontology annotation, cellular component: nucleus. Gene Ontology annotation, biological process: regulation of transcription by RNA polymerase II. Gene Ontology annotation, molecular function: DNA-binding transcription factor activity, RNA polymerase II-specific; RNA polymerase II cis-regulatory region sequence-specific DNA binding; protein dimerization activity.